AUAGAAAUGAAUCAAAUGAUCAACCAGCCAUUGGUCAUUUAACUAUUUAUGUACUAUAUAACUAUAUACCUAAUCUAGUGAUUGCUACAAUACAAUACAAUACAGAAUGCAACAAAAACAAAAUGAUAGUAAAUAUUUGUUUUAAGGAAAAAAUCCUAGUAGUUGAUAUAUAUAGCUUCCUCCUCCACAUUCAUUUGAAAGCAAUACCUUAAAAGUACUACUCAUCUGUUAAACCUUCAAAGUAGAGAUAGUCCAAUGAGUAUACCAUUUUCUGUGGCAGCAAAGCCUUCCAUCAUUAGGACCAACAGAAAACCAUAUUGUAGAAGAUAUGAUGUUAUAACAUCAGAAUUAAUCAUGGUUCCAAAACAUAAAACAGCCACCUUUCCUCAGUUGUCAAAACAAGGAGUUUCUGUUGCUGACCUACAUGUACAAGAAGUUGUUGAAAAACAGUCUCAGACAAACAUUUUUGACACUCUAUGUUCUAGUAAUUUCAAGCCACAGUUUGAGCCUAGUUUUCUCAAGGAUGCCUAUGAAAUGUGCAGAAAUAUCUGUUCCGAGUAUGCAAAGACAUUCUAUCUAGGAACUUUGCUUAUGACCGAAGAAAGACAGAAGGCUAUAUGGGCUAUAUAUGUUUGGUGCAGGAGGACAGAUGAGCUUGUUGAUGGUCCUAAUGCUGACUAUAUGAGCUCUGCUGUUCUUGAUAGAUGGGAAGAAAGAUUGCAUGACAUUUUCAAUGGAUGUCCCUAUGAUAUGCUUGAUGCUGCUCUUACAGAUACAAUCUCCAAGUUUCCCUUGGAUAUUAAGCCUUUUAGGGACAUGAUAGAAGGUAUGAGAAUGGAUACGAGGAAAUCACGAUACAAAAAUUUCGAAGAAUUAUAUCUUUACUGCUACUAUGUGGCGGGAACUGUUGGUUUGAUGAGUGUUCCAGUAAUGGGAAUCGCGCCAGAAUCCCUUAUCCCUGCUCAAAGUGUAUAUAAAUCAGCAUUAUAUCUUGGUAUUGGAAAUCAACUCACAAACAUUCUUAGAGAUGUAGGGGAGGAUGCAUUAAGAGGUAGAGUGUACCUUCCACAAGAUGAACUUGGUGAGUUUGGUUUAUGUGACAAUGAUGUUUUCUCAAGAAAGGUGAGUGAAAGAUGGAGAGAGUUUAUGAAACAGCAGAUUGCAAGGGCAAGAUUCUACUUCAACUCGGCAGAAGAAGGAGCUUCUCACCUUGAUAAAGCAAGCCGUUGGCCGGUUUGGUCCUCAUUAAUAUUGUAUCGCAAAAUCUUAGAUGCAAUCGAAGACAACGAUUAUGACAAUUUGACAAAACGAGCUUAUGUAGGACGAACUGAGAAGUUUGUGUCGUUGCCUGCAGCUUAUACUAGAUCUCUCUCAAUUCCCAAAACCGAAUCUCAUGCUUCCUUCACAAGGCAUAUGUAGCAAAUUUUUACCCAAAGGCUAGCGUUAUUUGUUUAUUGUGCAAAAUGCAUACCGCAAAUUAAUUAAUAAGAAAAAAACUAGCUCAAUAUGGACCAGGAAAAAUACUUGGCUUCAGUUCCAGAAAUGAAAAACCAUGGACUAAACAGUUUUACUAUUCAUAUCAAAGUUAGAAAUUCAAGCCAUGGCAGCAAAGAUGUAUGACAAAAUAUAUGUAUGAAUUGGUCAAGUACUGUAAUUAAAUAUAAAUUUGAUGGCUGUAAGUGUUUUGUAUUAACAGGCGGAAUUGACAGGUGAACUUAUCUCAAUUACUGGUUAUGAGUGAUUAUACAAAUUAUACAAAUAUAUAAAUAAAAUAAAAACACCUUGUUCAUGUCAAUAUC
This is a messenger RNA of Medicago truncatula (barrel medic), 1799 nucleotides long. Its product is annotated as phytoene synthase 2, chloroplastic. Gene Ontology annotation, molecular function: geranylgeranyl diphosphate synthase activity; squalene synthase [NAD(P)H] activity. The transcript has 6 exons. The record is from RefSeq and is a predicted model, not a curated record. NCBI's taxonomy places the organism in Eukaryota, Viridiplantae, Streptophyta, Magnoliopsida, Fabales, Fabaceae. Gene Ontology annotation, biological process: biosynthetic process. Bases 256 to 1419 code for a protein of 387 amino acids.